CGUUAUCGUCUCCCUUUCUCUUCCUCCCACCUCCCCCCCUCUUUCUAUUCUGUUCGCAUUUUGCGUUAGAUACAAUUUAAUAGUACAAUGACAGAGAUGAUUAAAUUGAUGAAUACGCCAAUAGUGACGGUCCGUCAGCCGCGGCAUAUUGAUCGUUAUUGGCAGAAGAUCGUUUACACCUCGUAUACCGCGUACCAAUGGUACAUAUCGUCCUAGGUAUUGAAACAAUAGGCCGUACCAUCGUCCUCCUCUGAUUCACCCGUCAUUCAGUGAGUCUCCUCCUUCGCGCCUCGCGUCCUGCAAGAGAGACAACUCCUGGCCGAUCCUCUCUCUGUCAGUGCAUGCUUUACCUUCGUGCAUGACACUUUGUUUCAACCUCGCGUUACAUUCCGCUCGGCACGGCGUUUUAUAUAUAUAUAAACAAACGAUUUCUUAAACUGUUUACUCUCUCAAAUGUUCAUCAACUAAGUAACAGUUCUGAAAUUAUUACUCCGACAUAUGUAAACUAUGUUAUAAAAGAUACUCAAGUUUUUUUCAAUAUGUUACAAGUAGAAUGAAUAUUCGUCUCGAAUGGGGGGAUGUUUGGCUAAUUUCUGUCUCGAAAUUGCUUGAUCCAAUUUUCAAAGGAAUAAAUAAAUGUGAUUGUAUACGAGAUUUGAAACGGCGGUGCGCGUUGCACUUUCGACGGGCAGAGUUUCGGUCAUUGGGUUAUCAGGGGUUGGUGUGGAGAGAUCGUGGCUCACGAUGAAUGCGGAGGAAGCUAAAGUGGGCUGCUUUCAAAUGGUGUUAGUGUUGCUACUUGGAAUAAACUAUGUCAUCGUCGCCAUGAGUCACGCGUUGCCAGUUUUUCAUAACUACACGCCAAAAUUUUAUUGUCAGACGAGAGAUUCAACGAAUAAAAGCUUUGGCUGUCAAACCGCGGGGAAUUCAUCGAUCGUUGUCAAUUUAACUUCUGCGUCGCCGCAAAUGCCAGUGCUUACAUCCUGUUCCGGCGAAUAUCGCUUCGUGACAGAGUUUACGGAGAACAGCGUAGUCACCGAAUGGGGUUUAGUAUGCGAGAAACGAUACUUGUCUUUUCUCGGGCCAACCGUUUAUUAUACGGGGGUUCUUCUGGGUGCGUGGAUCUCUGGAUUUCUAACCGAUCGUAUCGGCAGACUUCCGGUCCAAGCGAUAUGUCUUUACGCGCAAGGCACGAUGGCGGUCGCACUCUACAUUGUACAGAGUUAUCCUGCAUUUUUGGCGCUACGUGGUCUUCAAGGAGUAUUCGUUCAAGGCCUGCAGAUUUCUACGUAUAUUCUCUCUCUGGAACUAUUUCCAGCGCGAUCUCGUACUCUCGUUGCAUUGAUUAUGCAGAUUUCCUGGUCAAUCGGUCUCGUACUGCUCGCAGUACUCAGUUAUGUGAUACCCGAUUGGCGAAUUUUGCAGCUGGCUGUUUCUGUACCCACCGCCAUCACUGUGUUGUACAUUUGGAUUAUACCUGAAUCACCAAGAUGGUUACUGGCUAGAGGAAAAUCAACAGAGGCCGAUAUGGCGCUUGAAAGAAUCGCAAUAUAUAACAGCUGCUGCAUUGGGAUGCGAACAAAGAAUACUCUUGUGCAAGAAGCAUGCGUGAAAAGUAACACAACGCCGAUGAAACCGGAGAGGAAGUCGCGAGUCACCAGCGUCGAACUUGAGAAAGCGAGGACUGAUGAAAAUCAGCGAGAAGAAGCUACGAAUUUGUUAAACAAGUCGGAAUUAACGGAACGAAAAAUCACAGAGAGAACUUUUGAGGUCAAUUCGACCAACUUGGAUAAAUUUUCCAACAUGGAAUUACGCCAAGAGACGCCAAGUUCAGCGGAAGAUUUUGACAAGAGACACUUGCCUUCGAGUUCCAAGUGCGAACGAAACGCAAAGAUGAUUGUUAUACAAUCAGGAUGCGAUGAAAGGAUUUCCCUGGAAGACGCAGAAGAGGUAGUGUUGCGUAGAAAAAAGAAAGAAAAAACGAAUGAAAAUGAAGAGAAAACGGGAAAUAGUGUCAGGAAACAGAGCGCAAAGAAGAUAAGCUCUGCACCAUUCAAGAAUGCGAUCGAAUCGUCGAUAUUAAGGAAAUAUGGUGCUAUAAUGAUUUGUCAAUGGUGGACGUCUACAAUAGCGUGCAGCAUACUUGAUGAUUUGGCGCCAAGUUUUCCGGUUAAUAGGCACAUCACGUUCGCCCUGAGCGCAGCUCUCGAAAUGGCAACGUACACAUUUGUGUACUUUGUAUUAUCUAGAUACGGUAGACGGCUGCCAAUGUGCGCAUACCAGUCUCUCAAUGGCAUCGUUUGUAUUUUAAUUGCGGCCUUCUUCAUUUUAACCACCACGUCUGCACCGUGGACCGAUCUCGCAAAAACGGUAACGUUGCUGUUUGGCAGAGUGACUAUCACGAGUACCCUUUCUAUCGCCUACUUGUAUACCAUUGAAAUAUUUCCAACUGUGAUACGAGCUAGCUGUUUAGGCUUAUGCGUGGUGUUUGCAAAAAUCGGCAGCCUAAGCAUACCGCAUUUACUUUUAUUGAGACAACAUAUAUCGCUUCCGAUACCAUUACUGGUCGUUGGAGUAUUGUGCUUCGUCUCCGGCAUGUUGGCUUUGAUUUUACCAGAUACGUUGAAUAAAAUUCUGCCAGAUCAAGUGGUAGAUAUGAAAAAUGUAAUCGACGACAAUAAUUGCAAGAGUGAUGAUAUCGAUAAAGAAGAUGGCGUGAAGGAAGAGGAUACGACAGACAGACAAAUUCUAAGGGAGAAGCUCUUUUCAGAAGACUGGGUGGAUGCCGGUAAUGGAAUUUUGGUGAAUUUCACGGAGAAUAAAAAUACCGAAUAAUUUAGAAAAUAAAGCGACUUUGUAUUAAAAAAUUAUCCUACUUUUUAAUGGGCAUCUUCGAUCCGCUUUAUUCGUACCAAGUGUCACAUAAUCAUCGGCGUAAAAUAUUCAAAGCUUAUAGUUUAUUUUCACUAAACGAAUAUCACAUACACAUAUUUAUAUAAAAUAUACGUUGCACACAUACAAGUGGAAACACGAGUCGAAUAACAUAUACAUGAAAAUAGAUAUUCAUUUUAAUUUGAAUUUUCAACGUAGAAAUAUAGCAUAAGUCAAACAAAAUAAUUUGGCAGAAACAUGUAUUAAAAAUAUGUGAUAGAUAACUUUGGAAAUUUUACGUAUAUCUUAUUAUGAAGAUUAUCCACAAAAUGCUCAAUUGCGUCAAAUAUUCAUUCGUAAUAUACGUGAAAAGCAACGUAAAAUGUUAGCUCCUAUCACGACAUAUCCACACGAAAUUGUAAGUUGAAGAUAUCCACCGACUCGUUCACACAAAAGAACAAUCUUAUUUUAAUUUUAUGUCGAUAUCCAUUAGGCAUAGUAAAAUAAAAAUAUUUCGACAAAAAUUAA
Vollenhovia emeryi is the source of this 3399-nucleotide messenger RNA. RefSeq names its product organic cation transporter protein-like. Lineage: Eukaryota; Metazoa; Arthropoda; Insecta; Hymenoptera; Formicidae. Gene Ontology annotation, cellular component: membrane. Bases 745 to 2835 code for a protein of 696 amino acids. Gene Ontology annotation, biological process: transmembrane transport. The record is from RefSeq and is a predicted model, not a curated record. Gene Ontology annotation, molecular function: transmembrane transporter activity. The transcript has 8 exons.